Messenger RNA from Xiphophorus maculatus (southern platyfish), 1896 nucleotides. RefSeq names its product claudin-20. The transcript has a single exon. Gene Ontology annotation, cellular component: bicellular tight junction; plasma membrane. Lineage: Eukaryota; Metazoa; Chordata; Actinopteri; Cyprinodontiformes; Poeciliidae. Gene Ontology annotation, biological process: bicellular tight junction assembly; cell adhesion. Bases 1086 to 1856 code for a protein of 256 amino acids. Gene Ontology annotation, molecular function: structural molecule activity. The record is from RefSeq and is a predicted model, not a curated record.
UAAAUUAAGCAGAACUUAAAUUGGUAUUUAGUUUUUUUCUGUUUUAAUUCAUUGGAUUAUUUUACCAGAAGUCCAUGGUUUGUAGUUUCUCCGCCCCGUCGAUCCCGUCCCGAUCAGGUGAAACCGUUUUCCUGUCCGAACGGAUCCGGUCGGGUCUCUGCGUCGUUGCUGCUGCUGCAGAUCCACGCGUCUUAUUGUGAAAGGACAACGAACCCAAACUGCUGCUGCAGAAUGUGAAACGCGGCCGCAUUCAAUCACAGACGUCAGCUCUGCCUCUGCGGUGGGAACCAAAACGUCUGGGUUCUGUUUCCUCUUUGUUGGGAGUUUUCAACCUGAACGCAACAACAUCAAUUAGCCAGAACCGACGCCUGCGGACUCUUUAAACUUCUUCUCUCCCAGAGAAGCCGGCAGGAAAAUGUGUGUUUACAGUUUGCAGGCUGUGUGUGGAGGAUUAUGGUAAUAACAGGCUGCCGGGCCGCGCUGGUGGGCGGGCGGACGGACGGGCGGGUCCGCGGACCCUUAUCAGCGCGUUGCAGAGGUUCUUCACCUUGAUUCUCUGCUUUAUCACCAAAACCAGACGAAGACGCUUCUGGAAGCCCAAAUGAUCUGAUGCUAUCAGCGGCGGCUCUUAUCUUCACCCAGGUUUGCAGGAAGCGACCCAGAAGCGGCGAGAGGCGGCGCUGACCUUCAGGCUGGAGAGCAGAACCGGGUUCUUCUGCUGGUUCUUCUGCAGGAUGGGCUGAAGCUGUCCGGUUUCCAAGGAGACGGCAGGCGGAGGGGUAGUGUACGCACACACGCUGCGCUCUCGCUCUCCGCUGGACGGAGCGGGUUCGUCUCUGCUCAACUUCCUCCAGAUGUUUGGCUGCAUCAGGAGGAAACGGAUCGCUUCAGUCCGGCGGGGCGGCGAGGGACGCCGCCGCUUUAAGAACACUUAAUUAGGAGUCAAUGAUCACCAAUUGAGCCAUUGAGCCGGCGCUUCCAGAUUUCCAGUCUCAGCUGCGUCCGUCACGCUCCCACGCUCACGUCUCACUCCCCCCGCUGGAGGAAUUAUCUGCCCCGUGUCCUGGGGGCCGGGGGGGUAAAACAUGCUGUCCGCCGCCAUUCAGAUCCUGGCGUUCGCCCUGGCGCUGCUGGGCGUUCUGGGCGCCACCGUGGCGACGCUGCUGCCCAACUGGAAGGUGAGCGUGAACGCGUGGAGCAGCAUCAUGACCCCCAUCUCUCAGAUGCAGGGUCUGUGGGCGGACUGCGUGUGGUACAGCUCCGGCGUCUUCAGCUGCACCAUGAAGGACUCGGUGCUGUCGCUGCCGCCGUUGCUGCAGAUGAUGCGGGCCGGCAUGGUUCUGUGCUGCAUGGUGGCGGUGUUCGGGCUCUGCCUCGCCUCGCUGGGGCUCAAAUGCACCCGGUGGGGGGGCAGCCAUCGGGCAAAGGGCCACACGGCGAUAGCGGCGGGUGGCUGCUUCGUUCUGGCCAGCCUGCUCUGCCUGGUUCCAGCGGCGCUCUUCACCAACGAGGUCAUCACCGCCUUCCUGACCACCGACCUGCCGGACAGCAGCAAGUACCAGCCCGGCGGCGCGCUCUGCGUCACCUUCAUCGCCGCCGGGUUCCUGCUGGCCGGAGGAGUCAUCUUCUGUCUGUCCUGUCCGGGAAGCGGGUCCUCCGGACCGGACAGCGUCUCAAACUCCGACUCAAUCAGACUGGAAAGGAGGCAGGAGCCGAAAGUGGAACCCAAACAGAAGAAGAAGAAAAGCGUGCGGCUGCAGACGGAUGAGGUGAGGCAGGAGAAAACGGUUCUGGACCGGCAGAAACUCCCACAGAAAGACCUGAAGGACAACUACAGCCUGCAGGAGUACGUCUGACGCUCAGGCGGAGGGGAAAUGUGGCGUUCAGGCGCCUGAA